Closterium sp. Naga37s-1 is the source of this 1677-nucleotide messenger RNA. The record is from the annotation of a GenBank genome assembly. Lineage: Eukaryota; Viridiplantae; Streptophyta; Zygnematophyceae; Desmidiales; Closteriaceae.
AUGGGCCGCCGCGUAGCAUUCGUUGAGCGAUGCCAUGCGGCAAACGGCGAGCGCCUCGACGAGUUGCAUUAUGCUGGCUCCAGGCUCCUCCCUCUCGUUUCCCCCCUUUCUCCCUCUCGUUUCCCCCCUUUCUCCCUCUCGUUUCCCCCCUUUCUCCCUCUCGUUUCCCCCCCUUCUGCCUCUCAUCUUCCCCCCUUCCGCCUCUCGUUUCCCCCCCUUCUCCAUCUUGUUUCCUCCCCUCCUCCCUCUCGUUUCCCCCCUCCACCCUCUCGUUUCCCCCCCUUCCGCCUCUCAUUUUCCCCCCCUUCCGCCUCUCGUUUCCCCCCCUUCUCCAUCUCGUUCCCCCCCCUCCUCCCUCUCAUUUUCCCCCCUUCCGCCUCUCGUUUCCCUCCCUUCUCCCUCUCAUUUCCCCCCCUUCUCCCUCUCGUUUCCCCCCCCUUCCCCCUCUCGUUUCCCCUCCUACUCCUCUCAUUUCCCCCCUUCUCCCUCUCAUUUCCCCGUUUUCCCCCUCUUGUCUCCCCCCCUUCUCCCUCUCAUCCCCCCCCCCCCCUCCCUCUCAUUUCCCCUGCUCCUCCCUCUCGUUUCCCCCCUUUCUCCCUCUCGUUUCCCCCCUUUCUCCCUCUCGUUUCCCCCGCUUCCGCCUCUCAUCUUCCCCCCUUCCGCCUCUCGUUUCCCCCCCUUCUCCAUCUCGUUUCCUCCCCUCCUCCCUCUCGUUUCCCCCCUCCACCCUCUCGUUUCCCCCCCUUCUGCCUCUCAUUUUCCCCCCCUUCCGCCUCUCGUUUCCCCCCCUUCUCCAUCUCGUUUCCCCCCCUCCUCCCUCUCAUUUUCCCCCCUUCCGCCUCUCGUUUCCCCCCCUUCUCCCUCUCAUUUCCCCCCCUCCUCCCUCUCGUUUCCCCCCCCCUUCCCCCUCUCGUUUCCCCUCCUUCUCUCAUUUCCCCCCUUCUCCCUCUCAUUUCCCCGUUUUCCCCCCUCUCGUCUCCCCCCCUUCUCCCUCUCAUUUCCCCCCCUCCUCCCUCUCGUUUCCCCCCCCUUCCCCCUCUCGUUUCCCCUCCUUCUCCUCUCAUUUCCCCCCUUCUCCCUCUCAUUUCCCCGUUUUCCCCCUCUCGUCUCCCCCCCUUCUCCCCCCCUUCUCCCUCUCAUUCCCCCCCCCCCUCCCUCUCGUUUCCCCCGCUCCUCCCUCUCGUUUCCCCCCUUUCUCCCUCUCGUUCCCCCCCUUUCUGCCUCUCAUUUCCCCCCUUUCCCCCUCUCGUUUCCCCCCCUUCUCCCUCUUGUAACUCCCCCUUCCCCCUCUCGUAUUCCCCCCUUCCCCCUCUCAUUUCCCCCCCUCCUCCCUCUCGUUUCCAACCCUUCCCCCUCUCGUUUCCCACCCUUCCCCCUCUCGUUUCCCCUCCUCUCAUUUCCCCAACUUCUCCCUCUCAUUUCCCCCCUUCCCCCUCUCAUUUCCCCGCUUUCCCCCCUCUUUUCGCCCUCCUUCCCCUCAUUCACCCUUUCCUUACCCUCAUCUCCUCAUCUCGUUUCUCGCAUUUCCCCUUAUCCGUCCUCUCCUCUCCCUCUCUCCUUCCCCUCCUUUACCCCUCCUUCCCCUCAUUUUCCCCUCUCCCUCCCCUCAUUCCCCCCUCUCCUUUCCCUCAUUUCCCCCCUCCUUCCCCCCAUUUCCCUCGAGGAGGGUUCGGGUGA